Messenger RNA from Cydia amplana, 1371 nucleotides. RefSeq names its product required for meiotic nuclear division protein 1 homolog. The coding region runs from base 113 to 1342 and encodes 409 amino acids. The record is from RefSeq and is a predicted model, not a curated record. Lineage: Eukaryota; Metazoa; Arthropoda; Insecta; Lepidoptera; Tortricidae. Gene Ontology annotation, biological process: positive regulation of mitochondrial translation. The transcript has 8 exons.
AAAAAACUUCAUAAACUUCAAAUAAGCAGAUAACCAUACAUUUUAUGUAAUAAUAUCUUGAAUCUUAAUUCAUAUUAAGUUACAUUACCCGUAAAUGUGAAGAAACAUCAGGAUGUCUGUGUUUUUGUCGAGAAUUAUAUUAAUUCCGACGCGGAGCGCCUUUACAAUGAACAUUUCGCUAAAAACACUAGCGGAUUUAACAUCGUUGAAACACCAGAAUUCUCUUUGCCAAGGCGGUUUAUUUUCUCUAUCCCGUCAACUAGGAGUCAGAGGCUACAGUUUAGAUUCUAUACAGCCGGUGAUAGCUUUGGAAAACGCGACUAGUCCGGUUAAAAAGAAGACGAUAUACAAGAAGGCAGUGUUGGAGGAUGUUAGUAAGAAAGAGGGGCAUUAUUUGACUUUGGCGUACGCGACUGCGAAUGCCUAUGACCUGAAGGGUCUAAAGGAAGCUCUGCUUGAGCAGAAGCUGUAUGAACCUGGAACAUUAAAAACUCAAGAGAUUGACGAUGAUGUGGUGAUAGCAAAUGCGGUGUACACUGUAGGCUCGGAGCCACGGGAAAUCAUCUUCUUCAAAGAGGGCGCUGUCGUCUUCUGGAACUGCACGCAGCUGGAAGCCAGCAAUGUACUGGACUUUGUUAGGAGAUAUGAAGUUGAGAGCUACCCUCUAGAUGUGGUGGAAAGAGAGAAAGAGAUCAUGACAUACGUGUACCAGCCCAAUGCAAAGAAGUGCAAUUUGCAGGACUCGUAUUUCGUAAUGGCGCCCAAUAGAGAUAACUCUUUAGAAAAAUAUACAUUCAGUCACGCGAUGGCGCAAUCAGCUCGCCUGGGAGCGUGGGAGGCGCGGCUGGAAGCCCUGGCGGCCGCCGCGAGGGCCCACACGAGGACCAUGGAGGAAGACGGCACCACACAUCUCGACAAAAAGGAGGUGGUCCGCAAGCUAGGCGAGUUGUUUUCCCUGCGGCACCGGAUCAACGUGGAGUCCGACCUCCUGGACACUCCUGAUGUCUACUGGGAGGAGGAGAGGCUUGAGAGGCUGUACUCGAACACCGUAGCCUACUUCACCAUACCCAGGAGGACUAGGGUUUUAAACGAGCGGCUAUCCCACUGCGUGGAGCUCCUGGAGCUCCUCUCGUCCUGGGCCGCGGACCGGCACCACGUCCGCCUGGAGUGGAUGGUCAUCGCCCUCAUCCUGGCUGAAGUCUGCUUCGAGCUACUGCACGUCUUCGAGCGACACGUGCUGGACAGGUUAUCAAAAACAACCGAGCGACGGCGAGGUCUCUCAGCCUUCGCGGACGAGUCGGAAGAGUACAUGUUCCAAGAUCUCUCGAUAUUGGAUACCUAAGGCUCUUGGCCUCAGACUAAAUGUAAACA